Solanum dulcamara is the source of this 687-nucleotide messenger RNA. RefSeq lists its product as uncharacterized. Bases 1 to 687 code for a protein of 228 amino acids. NCBI's taxonomy places the organism in Eukaryota, Viridiplantae, Streptophyta, Magnoliopsida, Solanales, Solanaceae. The record is from RefSeq and is a predicted model, not a curated record. The transcript is spliced from 2 exons.
AUGAUCGACCGAGGAUUAGAUGGGGGGCUAACUCCCGCCUUUUCUCGGGAGAUAGGAGAGAAGUCGAAUGGUUUAGGGGCUUGUAGUAGUAGCGGGGAUAUGAACAAUAUGUGGGAUAUGACAGCUGGUUGCAUUAGAAAAGAAGUUGCCGAGGUUCUUGGGAUAUCGAGAGGAAUCUUUGGUGGUUGUCAAGGAGACUGGUGGUGGAAUGGAGAAGUACAAGGCAAAGUGAAAGCUAAGAAGGUUGCCUAUACAGAAUGGUUGGAGUGUGUAGAUGAGGAGGAGAAAAAUAGGGUUAAAGAUAUCUAUAAGAAGGCAAAGACGAAAGCGAAAUCGGUGGUCACCAUUGCUAAGACGACAACUUUUGAACGCGUGUAUGUCGAGUUAGGGGAAAAAGAUGGGGAUAAGAGAUUGUAUAGGCUCGCCAAAGCAAAAGAGAAAAAAGUACGUGAUCUGGAUCUAGUAAAGUGCAUCAAGGACGAGGAAAGUAAAGUCAAUAUACAACUGUACAACGCCCUUCGAGACCCUACUGAGCCUCCCUUAGACCUGCGUAUCAGCUUCCGAAACUUGAACAAUGAUGAAGAUGACUCGAAGAAGAGGGAAUGUUGGGCUUCCACCCAACAAAAUGCAAAGAGGGAGUGCCGAUGGACUCAAUCCAAGGUUUCACAUGCAACGAAAUUGAGAUAA